Messenger RNA from Dictyostelium discoideum AX4, 1098 nucleotides. RefSeq lists its product as hypothetical. Bases 1 to 1098 code for a protein of 365 amino acids. Gene Ontology annotation, cellular component: mitochondrion. Gene Ontology annotation, molecular function: nucleic acid binding. The transcript has a single exon. The record is from RefSeq and is a predicted model, not a curated record. NCBI's taxonomy places the organism in Eukaryota, Evosea, Eumycetozoa, Dictyosteliales, Dictyosteliaceae.
AUGUUUAGAAUAACAAAAUUUAAUAAAUAUUAUAAUAAAUUUAGGUCAUUUAAAAGAAAAAAUAUAAUUUCCAUAACAACAGAUAAUUUUAAUGAAAAUGAUCAAUUAAAAAUUGAUAAAUCAAAAAAUGAAGGAAAUCACUUAAAAGUAACAUUACAAAAAAUUAAAGAUGAUCAAUGUUGGAGAACAAAAAAUUGGUUUGAUUUAAAAUUUGAUGAAGAAAUUGAUAAAAAAGAAAUUUUAAAAAAUAAUAAAAAAGAUUUAGAAUUAUUAAAAGAAAUUCAACAAGAUUUAAAUAAUGAAGAAGUAGAAGAAAAAAUUGUAAAUAUAGAAAAUAAAAAAGAAGAAGAACAACAAGAGGAAGAAGAGGAAGAAGAAGAGGAGGGAGAAGAAAAACCAAAAAUUAAAUUAUUAAGAGUUAAGAAAAUAGAAAUAAACAUAGAAAAACAAAAAAAUGAUAAAAAUGUAAAAAAAGAUGAUGUUAAUAAUGACUUUACCAAUCAAGAUGAUGAUAGGGGUGAUGAGGGUGAUAAUGAAGAUUUUAGUAAUGAUAUAACGGAAAUUGAAAAUGAAAUAGUUUCAUCAACAUAUUCAAAAGGGAAAAUAUAUGAAUUAAAAACUAUUGAAAUUUUAAAUGAAUUUGGUAUGGAAAUUAUUAGAUCAGGUGGCAGAGAUGAUAAAGGUAUUGAUUUUAAAGGUAAUUGGAACCUUCCUUCAAAUAAAAUUUUAAAAAUAAUUGGUCAAUGUAAAAAUUAUAGUGGUAAAAAGGUGGGUCCUUCAGUGAUAAGAGAAUUUGAAUCAACAUUUUUAAGAUAUCAAUCGGAAUUGGAUAAAGAAAAUUCAAAAUUACUAAAACAAGAUAAAAAAUCAACAUUGGGUAUAAUAGUAAGUAAAUCCGGCUUCUCUCCAUCUAUUAGAUCUUUUUCUGAAGAAAUUCAAUAUCCAAUAGUUUUAUGCCAUUUACUCGAUGAAGGUAUUUUAUCAUUUUAUUUGAAUUUUAAUGCAAAACAAUUAUUACCUAAUAUUAGAGUAGCUAGAAGAAAAAAUUUAAAAACUGGUCAAUUUACUCUAGAUUUAGCUUAUGAUUUAAUUAAUUAA